AUGCUUAAGAUACACCACAGGACCACCGUAAACAACACCCCGGAACGGCCAAAUCAAGCAGGCGAGCACUCAUACAACCCUUCUCGGGGCCACGAUGAGGAUGAGACUACCUCCAACCGCCCGGGAAUCUCUAGCAACAGUUUAUUUGGUGCCUCUGGUGGCUUUUAUAUCUUGAAUGGGAUUGACAGCGAGAGAGGCCGGUCCAGUACGCUUGAGAACAGAAGAGAAAGCACAACUCAUGCUCUUCCCAGGGCACUCAAACAGCUUCCCAAAUUGGACAACAAAAUAGGAGCGGGCAAAGAAGCAUAUGAUAUGCAGUUUGCGAUUCCUCCAAGGAAAGUGGCUGACAAUCUCCUGGCUCUUUACUGGGACUAUGUCGAUAGCGCUUACCCCUGGCUUGAUCGCUCCUUGAUCGAACGUGCAUACGAAAGCCUGUGGAUCAAAGAUGGAGAGCAAUCGAUGAAUGAGAGAGCGCUGCAUUGUAUCCUCAAUCUUAUGUUCGCCACCGCUUGCGUUGCUUUCCAAGGACAAACUCCUCUGUCUCGACACCAAUCCUCGACCGUUUUUUUCGACAGAGCCCAAGAACUAAUGUCCUAUGAACUCAUGAAUGUCUACAACUUUGAGAUCAUCCAAAUACUUCUUCUUACCGCGGUUUAUCUCCAACAUCAAAAGUCGCCACAGAAAAGCUUUCGAAAUAUUGGAAUGGCCAUUCAUAUUGCGCAGGAGUUGGGACUGCAUAUCCCUGAAACUACCGAGGCCAUGGACGAUUCACACGAAAGAGACCUUGCUCGUCGUGUUUGGAAUGGAUGUGUUCUUAUGGAUAGGAUCUGUGCUAUGACCUUCGGCUGUGCGCUCAAAGUUCCGCAAGCCAUUGCAAAAGAAGGAUUAAGUCUAUUAGUUCUCAGCAUAACGGAAGCUACCAUGAACCCCGCAGACGAUGUUCUUCCCUCGAAAGCAAAGUUUUACGCCUCAUUUUGCCAGCUUCACCAUAUCAUUGGCGAAGUACUGGAGACAUUUUAUGUCUCAAAUGGUGGUUUGAAAAACGUCAUAACCAAUACAAACUCAGCGCAAAGUCUGGUACUGUCUGAUAAAAUUGCAAGAUUGCUCAGUAUCGAGUCCGACCUUAAUGACUGGGCUUCCAAUCUUCAUCCUUUCUUCAGAAGGCCAUCUGAAACUUUGGACACAACGCCAUCGAAGCAUGUGACCCGCGAAGCUAAUGUUUUACGCGCCCGGUAUCUGUCCGUUCGACUUCUGCUUUUUAGGCCUCUUCUUUCCCAAAUGCAUCAACAAGAGACUCGAAAUUCUCCAGAGCCUAGCAUAUACCAGGAUGAAAAACUUCUGCCACACGUUGUCUUCCAGUGCCAAAUAAGUUGCACCCGGGCAGCAGAGGAUAUGAUUGAAUUAAUUUCCAACAACCUGCCCCGGCAGACACAGACAUACAUUCUGCCAUCAAAUUGGUACACAGUUUCGUAUGUAUAUAUGGCAGUUACGAUCUUGCUUGCAGCCAAGGGGUCUUCAAACAGCGCAGCGCAUUUCUCUGCACCUCGAUUACAAUUGCUUUUACAAAAGGCCCGUGAUAUAUUAGAAGAAUACGAAAAGCACUCUUCGCUGGCCUCGAGGUGCAGCUCUGUUCUAAAACUGAUUGAACAAAGUUCCAAUCGGCGUGGAUCGGUAAUGGGAACAACUUCUGUAGAAGGUGUCCAUGAGAACACGUACAUGCAGGAUGAAACUAUGAGAGAACAACAGCCGCAACCAUUCUCGGGUAACAUGGAUAUGAUUGAAAAUUAUACCUUUGAUUGGAAUGAUUGGCCAGUGUUCUUUGCGGAGUUGGAUGGGGAAAAUAGUCCGAUUGAAGGUUGGGAACUACCGACAUGA
Molecule: messenger RNA, 1875 nt
Organism: Penicillium manginii
Lineage: Eukaryota; Fungi; Ascomycota; Eurotiomycetes; Eurotiales; Aspergillaceae
Product: fungal specific transcription factor domain-containing protein
Exons: 4
Coding region: 1-1875 (624 amino acids)
Biological process (GO): DNA-templated transcription; positive regulation of transcription from RNA polymerase II promoter by galactose
Cellular component (GO): nucleus
Molecular function (GO): zinc ion binding; RNA polymerase II cis-regulatory region sequence-specific DNA binding; DNA-binding transcription factor activity, RNA polymerase II-specific
Source: RefSeq, a predicted model, not a curated record